AAACAAAUCGAACUUUGAUCGAAAAUUUUUUGUUGUUCAAAUCUUUCGCAACUCGCACGAAAAAAUGAGCGGAGAUAAUGUCUGCGAUACGUAAAGUCUUGUCAAAUCCAAUUGUGGCUCGUAUCUUGCUGCGGAAACAAAUGGAGAAGCUAGAAAAAUGCGUCGCUCACAAAUUAAAAGUGAAUUUAAAUUUCGUGUCGAGUAAAAAACCCCUAAAAACAGUCGAUUUACCAUUUAAUGGAGGAACUCUCAUCGGUUUUGAGGAAAAAUUGCCUUUACAUGGUACUUACGUUGCUUUUCAAGGUAUCCCAUAUGCCGAACCACCAAUUGGCCCGAGACGCUUCGCACCUCCCGUGCCAAUGAAUUACUGCAAUAAAACCUUGAAUUGCACAAAAGAGGGAGAAAUGUCAUUACAGCCAGAUAUGUUCACAAAAGAGCCCAUUGGAGCCGAAUCUUGCUUGUUUUUAAACGUUUACACGCCGAGUAUGGUGAAAAAUUCAAAAUUACCUGUGAUGGUUUACAUCCAUGGAGGCGGCUUCAUCUUCGGCAGUGGAAACGUGUCGGACCAUUCGCCGGAAUAUCUCGUGCAGGAAGGAGUUGUUGUCGUUACUUUCAACUAUCGCUUGAACGUUUUGGGAUUUUUGCAUCUCCCGAGCGGCGGAAUUGUCGGAAAUCAAGCGUUUCGUGAUCAACGUCUUGCAUUAAAAUGGGUUUCGGAAAAUAUUGAGAAAUUUGGCGGAGAUUCAAGGAAUAUAACACUUUUUGGGCAUUCAGCUGGUGCUGCGGCAGCUCAUUUGCACAUGAUGCUGCCCGAAAGUAAAAAAUAUUUUCAUAAAGCGAUUUUACAGAGUGGCUCCUCGACAAUGGACUGGUUUAUGCAAUUCGAUCCAGAAAAUAAUGCACGUCGCAUGGCUCGGAUUAUGGGAUGUCGAAGCAAAGAUGAUCGAGAAAUCGCUAAAUUUUUGAAGGAAGCGAACGCGAAAAUAAUGGCGACGAGAUUUUCGGAAGUUUUGACGCCACAGAGGAAAAAACGGGGACUGCCCUUGGUUUUUUCGACAGUUUUGGAGGAUAAAAAUAGCGAAAAUCCAUUUUUGACGGAAACGGUGGACCAUAAAUUGGAGCGCCCGGAACAAAUUGACAUGCCAUUGAUGAUGGGAGUCACGGAACACGAUGGAAUGGUUAUGGCACCGCCACAAAUGAAGCGGCAGGACCUUUGGAAUUCACAACCGGGACGAUUUAUUCCACGCACAGUCAAUGUCGAUGGCGAUUCAGACACGGGCGAAUGUAAAAUCCUUGGAGAUCGCAUCAAAAAUUUCUAUUUACAAGGAAAACCUUUGUCCGAGAAGACUUUUGAUGAAUUUAUGGACUUUAUGUCUGAUUACAACUUUAAUAUUCCCAUUCAGUCUGCCGUGGAAUUUCAUUCGCGCUUUCAACACAAGUCGUCAAACGUGUAUUAUUACCAAUUUUCGUACGAUGGCGAGCUGAAUAUGAUGAAAAAGUUACUUGGAUUCGACAUGAAGGGCGCGAAUCAUGGCGAUGAGCUUACUUACCUGUUCGUGAUGAAGAUGGCAGAGAUAAAAGUGGCGCCAGAUAGCGAAGCGGGAAUUAUGCGUCGGAAAAUGUGUCGAAUGUGGACCAAUUUUGCGAAAUAUUCCGAUCCAACGCCGAAAAAUGAAGGAAAAUGUGACUUAUUGAGGGAUUUUAAAUGGGAACCAGUGAAAUCGCACAUCGGGAAAGAUAAUGAAGAGUUUACGUUAGAUUGUUUGGAUAUUAAUAAAGAGCUGCGGAUGAUCAAAAAUCCGUUUAAGAAACGAAUGGACUUCUGGAGAGAAGUUUACGGAAAGUACAAUAGAGGGUUUUUGAAACCAAAGCUUUAAAAUUCAUGACACUGCCAAUAUUUAUUUAUUUUUAAUAAAAAAAAUU
Molecule: messenger RNA, 1923 nt
Organism: Culicoides brevitarsis
Lineage: Eukaryota; Metazoa; Arthropoda; Insecta; Diptera; Ceratopogonidae
Product: juvenile hormone esterase-like
Exons: 1
Coding region: 78-1877 (599 amino acids)
Molecular function (GO): serine hydrolase activity
Source: RefSeq, a predicted model, not a curated record